Messenger RNA from Equus quagga, 5648 nucleotides. It is a transcript of the gene ACAN, whose product is annotated as aggrecan. Gene Ontology annotation, molecular function: calcium ion binding; hyaluronic acid binding. The transcript is spliced from 21 exons. Gene Ontology annotation, biological process: cell adhesion. NCBI's taxonomy places the organism in Eukaryota, Metazoa, Chordata, Mammalia, Perissodactyla, Equidae. Bases 129 to 4844 code for a protein of 1571 amino acids. The record is from RefSeq and is a predicted model, not a curated record.
CGCGCAGAGCGUCUCCCCAGCUGCGCAGCGAGACCCGGGCCUCCCGGCCCCACGAGCCCCCGGCUGCCGCUCCAGGUGUAUGGGACUGAAGUUCUUGGAGAACGGAGUCCAACUCUUCAAGGUGAACUAUGACCACUUUACUCUUGGCGUUUGUGACUCUGAGGGUCAUCACAGCGGCCAUCUCAGUAGACGUUUCAGACCCUGACAACUCGCUGAGUGUCAGCAUCCCCGAACCAUCCCCGCUGCGGGUCCUCCUGGGGACCUCCCUCACCAUCCCCUGCUAUUUCAUCCACCCCACUCACCCUGUGACCACCGCCCCCUCCACCGCCCCCCUCGCCCCGAGAAUCAAGUGGAGCCGCAUUUCCAAGGAGAAGGAGGUGGUGCUGCUGGUGGCCACGGAAGGGCAGGUGCGGGUCAACAGCGCCUACCAAGACAGGGUCUCGCUGCCCAACUACCCAGCCAUCCCGACCGACGCCACCUUGGAACUCCAGAACCUGCGCUCCAAUGACUCUGGCAUCUAUCGCUGCGAGGUGAUGCACGGCAUCGAGGACAGCGAGGCCACCCUGGAGGUCGUGGUGAAAGGCAUCGUGUUCCAUUACAGAGCCAUCUCCACGCGCUACACCCUGGACUUCGACAGGGCGCAGCGGGCCUGCCUGCAGAACAGCGCCAUCAUCGCCACGCCCGAGCAGCUGCAGGCCGCCUAUGAGGACGGCUUCCACCAGUGCGACGCCGGCUGGCUGGCCGACCAGACUGUCAGGUAUCCCAUCCACUUGCCCCGGGAAGGCUGCUAUGGGGACAAGGAUGAGUUUCCCGGCGUGAGGACCUACGGCAUCCGUGACACCAAUGAGACCUACGAUGUGUACUGCUUUGCCGAGGAGAUGGAGGGUGAGGUCUUUUACGCAACGUCUCCGGAGAAGUUCACCUUCCAGGAGGCAGCCAACGAGUGCCGGCGCCUGGGCGCCCGGCUGGCCACCACCGGCCAGCUCUACCUGGCCUGGCAGAGCGGCAUGGACAUGUGCAGCGCCGGCUGGCUGGCCGACCGCAGCGUGCGCUACCCCAUCUCCAAGGCCCGGCCCAACUGCGGGGGCAACCUCCUGGGCGUGAGGACCGUCUACCUGCACGCCAACCAGACUGGCUACCCCGACCCCUCAUCGCGCUACGACGCCAUCUGCUACACAGGUGAAGACUUUGUGGACAUCCCAGAAAACUUCUUCGCUGUGAGUGGCGAGGAGGACAUCACCAUCCAGACGGUGACCUGGCCGGAUGUGGAGAUGCCACUGCCACAAAACAUCACUGAGGGUGAAGCUCGAGGCAAUGUGAUCCUCACAGUGAAACCCAUCUUUGGCGUCUCCCCCACCAUCCUGGAGCCUGGGGAGCCCUUCACGUCUGUCCCUGGCGUGGGGACCACCGCCUUCCCUGAGGCAGAGAACGAGACUGGAGCGGCCACCAGACCCUGGGGCGUUCCGGAGGAGUCCACACCCGGCCUGGGCCCCAUCACAGCUUUCACCAGCGAGGACCUUGUGGUACAGGUGACCACAGCUCCUGAGGUCCCUGGGCAGCCACGAUUGCCAGGGGGUGUCGUGUUCCACUACCGCCCGGGCUCCGACCGAUACUCUCUGACCUUCGAGGAGGCACAGCAGGCCUGCCUGCAGACAGGGGCGGUCAUCACCUCGCCCGAGCAGCUCCAGGCCGCCUACGAAGCGGGCUACGAGCAGUGUGACGCCGGCUGGCUGAGUGACCAGACCGUCAGAUACCCCAUUGUGAGCCCCCGGACCCCAUGUGUGGGCGACAUGGACAGCAGCCCGGGGGUCAGGACCUACGGCGUGCGCCCCUCAUCGGAAACCUAUGAUGUCUACUGCUACGUGGACAGGCUCGAGGGGGAGGUGUUCUUCGCCACACGCCUGGAGCAGUUCACCUUCCGGGAAGCCCUGGAGUUCUGUGGGUCCCACAACGCCACCCUGGCCACCACGGGCCAGCUCUAUGCUGCCUGGAGCCGCGGCCUGGACAAGUGCUACGCCGGCUGGCUGGCAGACGGCAGCCUGCGCUACCCCAUCGUCACCCCACGACCCGCCUGUGGUGGGGACAAGCCAGGCGUGAGGACCGUCUACCUCUACCCCAACCAGACAGGCCUCCCGGACCCACUGUCCCGGCACCACGCCUUCUGCUUCCGAGGUGUCUCAGUGGCGCCGUCUCCAGGAGAAGAGGAGGCUGGCACGCCCACACUGCCCUCAGGCGUGGAGGACUGGCUCGUGACCCAAGUGGCGCCUGGCGUGGCUGCUGUCCCCUUAGGGGAGGAGACGACAGCAAUUCCAGCCUUCACCGUUGAGCCGGAAAACCAGACAGAAUGGGAACCAGCCUACACGCCACUGGCUGCAUCCCCACUGCCAGGGAUUCCUCCUACGUGGCCUCCCACAAGUGCAGCAACAGAGGAGAGCACAGAAGGCCCCUGGGCCACGGAAGUGCCCUCAGCCUCAGAGAAGCCAUCCCCCUCGGAGGAGCCAUCCACACUUUCAGCCCCAGUGCCCAUCGAGACGGAGCUGCCAAGCUCUGGGGAGCCAUCGGGGGUGCCUGAAGUCAGCGGUGACUUCACAGGCAGUGGAGAAGUUUCAGGACACCUGGACUUCAGGGGGCAGCCCUCAGAGGGAAGUGUAAGUGGACUGCCCUCUGGAGACCUUGACUCCAGUGGUCUCAUCUCUGCAGUGGGCUCAGGCUUGCAUGUGGGCAGUGGACUGGCCUCAGGGGAUGAAGAUAGAAUUAGGUGGUCCACGACUCCUGCAGUUGGCUGGCUGCCCUCUGGAAGCGAGGGCCCAGAGCCCACUGCUUCUGGAGUAGAGGACCUCGGUGGACUUCCUUCUGGAGGAGAGGUUCAUCUAGAGCCCACUGCCUCUGGAGUAGAGGACCUCGGUGGACUUCCUUCUGGAGGAGAGAUCCAUCUCGAGCCCACUGCCUCUGGAGUAGAGGACCUUGGUGAACUUCCUUCUGGAGGAGAGGUUCAUCUUGAGCCCACUGCCUCUGGAGUAGAGGAUAUCAGUGGAUUUCCUUCUGGAGGAGAGGUCCAUCUUGAGCCCACUGCCUCUGGAGUAGAAGACCUCGGUGGACUUCCUUCUGGAGGAGAAAUCCAUCUCGAGCCCACUGCCUCUGGAGUAGAGGACCUCGGUGGACUUCACAGAACUUUGGUGGAAUCUGUAACCCAGGCUCCAACAGCCCAAGAAGCAGGAGAAGGGCCUUCGGGCAUUUUGGAACUCAGUGGUGCCCAUUCUGGAGCACCGGCCGUGUCUGGAGACCAUUCGGGAUUUUCGGACUUAAGCGGGCUGCCGUCAGGGCUGGUGGAGCCCAGUGGAGAGCCAUCGAGUACUCCACAUUUCAGUGGGGACUUCUCGGGCACCAUUGAUCUUGUUGAGUCCAGUGGAGAAGCCUCUGCGUCUGGAGAAGCCGGUGGAGCUACGCCCGGGUUCCCCGGGGCUGGAGUGGAAGCAUCCUCAGUCCCAGAAUCCGGCCAUGAGACGUCUGCCUAUCCUGAGGCCGGGGUGGUGGCGUCUGCUGCCCCCGAGGCCAGCGGAGGAGCUUCUGGGUCCCCUGAUCUGAGUUCAGCCACCUCCGCCUCCCGUGAAGCUGACCUGGACGGAGGCUCAGGCCUGGGUGUGAGCAGCAGCACGUCCCCCUUUCACGAAGGCCCCAGGGAGGGCUCAGCCAGCCCGGAGGCCAGUGGAGUGUCAACCACCACCUACCACGUUGGCACAGAGGCAUCAGGCUGGCCUUCAGCCGCCCCCGCGGCUUCCGGAGACAGGACUGACAGCAGCGGAGACCCGUCUGGCCACACCUCGGGCCCAGAUGUGGUCCUGAGCACCAGCCUCCCAGAGUCUGAGUGGACCCCGCAGAUGCAGCGCCCUGCAGAGGCGCUCCUAGAAAUCGAGUCCUCAAGCCCCCUGUACUCAGGAGAAGAGACCCCAACAGCCGAAACAGCCGUCUCCCCGACAGAGGCUUCCAUCCCAGCUUCUCCAGGAGGACCAGGUGUAUCGGAGACAGCCGUCACAGCUGGAGUGGCCGACAGGAGUCCUAACGGUGGCCCUUGGUUUCUUGCAGACAUUGAUGAGUGCCUCUCAAGCCCUUGUCUGAAUGGAGCCACCUGCGUGGACGCCAUCGACUCUUUCACAUGCUUAUGCCUUCCCAGCUACCAAGGGGACCUGUGUGAGAUCGACCAGGAGCUGUGUGAGAAGGGCUGGACCAAGUUCCAGGGCCACUGUUACCGCUACUUUCCCGACCGCGAGACCUGGGUGGACGCCGAGAGCAGGUGUCGGGAGCAGCAGUCACACCUGAGCAGCAUCGUCACUCCCGAGGAACAGGAGUUUGUCAACAACAAUGCCCAAGACUACCAGUGGAUCGGCCUGAAUGACAGGACCAUCGAAGGGGACUUCCGCUGGUCAGAUGGACACUCCUUGCAAUUUGAGAACUGGCGCCCCAACCAGCCCGACAACUUCUUCACGGCCGGCGAGGACUGCGUGGUGAUGAUCUGGCACGAGAAGGGCGAGUGGAACGACGUGCCCUGCAAUUACCAGCUGCCCUUCACGUGUAAAAAGGGCACGGUGGCCUGCGGAGACCCCCCUGUGGUGGAGCACGCCAGGACCUUUGGGCGGAAGAAGGCGCGGUACGAGAUCAACUCCCUGGUGCGGUACCAGUGCACCGAGGGCUUUGUCCAGCGCCACGUGCCCACCAUCCGCUGCCAGCCCAGCGGACAGUGGGAGGAGCCCCGGAUCACCUGCACAGACCCCGCCAGCUACAAGCGCAGACUACAGAAGCGGAGCUCCCGGGCCCCACGGAGGAGCCGCCCCAGCACGGCCCACUGAAAGGGGCUUCCCGGACGCGCCCAGGAUGCUGAGCCCAGGAGCCUUGCCAGGCUGACAUCCCACACGGAUGGUGUCCUCUUCUUGUCGCUUUCUGUCCUCUAAGGAAUUCCAUUAAAGAAGGAAAAACAUAAAUCCCACCUUGUGUAUGCACCCACCCCCCCACCCCCAGAUCACCGACACUUCGUCUGAUUUUCUCCCUCAAAUGCCGAAGCACAGCAAAUGUAUCGUAACCCGUGGACUGAGUUUAGAGACUUUUCUUCAAUCUCCCGAUGUGCCUUUCCAAGGACCAGUGCAGGGACAGGGGGAGAAGGGGAGGGGUUAAGUUAAAUAAAGAAGAUUAUUUUUUGUUUCCUGACUUUAUCCAAGAGCAGUGGAAUCGUUGGUUCUUUCUUCUCCAGGGAGAGCUAGGGAGGAGGGAGGAAGGGGCAGAAGGAGCUGGAAGGGCAGAAGCCCCAGGGCAUGAAGAACUCGGGAGCCGCAGCUGAAUGUAUCCGAUGAGAAGGGGCCGGGCCGGAGCAGGAGAAGCCACACCAUCCCUGUCGGGGAGAAGCCGGGGGGAGAGCGGGUGGGUUCCGGCCGAGGGUGAGUGGGCAGGAGCGAGCCAUCCAGGGGUCUUCUGCUGCAUGGGGAUCUGCUUCCCUCCAAGGGUCCCUCUUCCAGCGUCCUCUCCCCCAGGGCUGUCUGCCACCCUAGCAGGUGUGGCUCUCGGCAGGGCUGGGUGGGGGCACUUCCUUCCCAGCGGGAGCGCCCCCUCACCCUCUCCCCUCCCCCCCACCCCACCCCCGGGACCGUGCGGGCACCAGG